AAAGCGUGAGUUAAAAACGCGGAAACAAAAGAACUAAUCAGUUUUUCAAAACAAGCACCGAGUCGGCAUAAAGUGAGCCUCGUCGUGGGUGACAGCUGUUAGAGUUUACAUCGUAGCUUCUUAUAACCCACUCAGAAAGCCUCAGCAUGGCUUUGAAGAGGAUACAGAAGGAGUUAAAUGACUUGCAGAGAGACCCCCCAGCUUCAUGUUCAGCUGGACCUGUAGGGGAAGACAUGUUUCACUGGCAGGCCACCAUCACAGGACCAAAUGACAGCCCUUAUCAUGGAGGAGUUUUUUUCCUUUCUGUGCAUUUUCCCACCGACUAUCCAUUUAAACCACCAAAGGUGGCCUUUACUACAAAAAUCUAUCAUCCAAACAUAAACAGCAACGGAAGCAUUUGCCUUGACAUAUUGAGGUCUCAGUGGUCCCCUGCUCUUACAAUUUCAAAAGUGUUGUUGUCCAUCUGCUCCUUGCUUUGUGAUCCAAAUCCUGAUGACCCACUUGUUCCUGACAUCGCACACAUCUACAAGGCAGAUAAGCAAAAGUACAACAAACUGGCCCGAGAAUGGACCCAGAGAUAUGCAAUGUAACAUGAAUAUAUCUUGGAACCAAUUACUUCCCCCAGAGCUCCUUGAAAGAUGACAGUACUGUUCAACUGCUUUCUUCACACUGGUUGUAACUGAGGUGUUUAAUAUGCUUAAUGCACUUUCUCUACUGAGGUUUUACUUGACUUAACUGUUUUACUGUUUUGGCAUUAUUCAAAUUAUUCCUUUGAAUAUUUUAUUUGAAGUGUUGAGGUGGAGCAAAUUUGUUUCUUUGAAGAGAUUUGUAUUUAUAUUUUUCAUUAUCUUGAAAUAAAGAUAUUUAGCAGAAUUUGAAUUCCAUUUACCUUUUCUUUUGUUUUAGCUGUCCACAAGAAUUAAGCAAGCAUAAUACAAAAUGUAGAAUAAAGACUUUGUUUGACCGCCUUAAUGUCUGUUUAAUAAUUUAGGUGACCACUAGAUGUCAUACUUUACUAUGUACUAACCAAGCUUUUGUUUUAAUUUUUUUUUUAUGAGGUGUUUUCUUUCAUCUCCUCAAUACUGUUUUGUUUCAUUUCAAUCCAUUUGCCAAAUGCUUAAUUUUGUGGGCUGUGGUUAUUACAGUGUUCUGCUGCAGCGGUGAAAUAAAAAUAGAAAGGAUGUUCUCUAAAAUGAAAUUAAAGCCUCCAUUAUCUUCUCCAACAGCUGUCCCACUGUGGUUGUUAAAUGAGCAAACACAGAUUGAUAAGGUGUUCCAGUUUUCUUUGAAUACGUUAAAUCUUUAUAUUUAAGAGGGGAUGCAAACAUGUCCUUUAAGCUGAUAAGUUUGUGAAACGUUUAAUUUGAUCUUAUAAUUUCAAAGAUGGCAAUAUAAUGUGUCAUGUCAUGAACAAGCAUACUGAAUAAUGCUAUUGGGAUGUAAUGGAACAGUUUUUUGCCAUCUAAUAUACAUGUUUUUUUUUUUCUCUGGUUUAUUGGAAGCUAUUUACUUUGUGUAGUUGAUCUGCAAAUUUCCUUUUUGAUAGAGUGAUUCUAACAGAUUAACUUUUUAUGAUUUCAUGCCUGUGAGAAAUUUCAUUUAAAUUGGUUCUAUUUUUUUUUUUUUUUUUUUUCUUAGAGAUUUAAAGCCAUGCUGUUGCAGAACAACCAAAUGCUACUUGAUUAGGUUGUAAUUGGUAGCUAGAGGAAAACAUUUUGGAUUAUUGCUAAAACUACUUUCUCAAAAACUUCCUUUAAAUUAACACACUCCUCUUGGGAUUUGAUCUAUUAAAGUCAUGUUCUUUUUUUUUUUUUGUCUGGUGCAGUAAUCCUGAUUGAUUGCACAUGAGAAGGUCAAUAAAAUGUUUUAAUGACGAAUUAGGUCUGCAGGUUUGAA
Molecule: messenger RNA, 1896 nt
Organism: Cyprinodon tularosa
Lineage: Eukaryota; Metazoa; Chordata; Actinopteri; Cyprinodontiformes; Cyprinodontidae
Product: ubiquitin-conjugating enzyme E2 D4-like
Exons: 7
Coding region: 147-590 (147 amino acids)
Biological process (GO): protein polyubiquitination; ubiquitin-dependent protein catabolic process
Cellular component (GO): nucleus
Molecular function (GO): ubiquitin conjugating enzyme activity
Source: RefSeq, a predicted model, not a curated record